This is a messenger RNA of Lingula anatina, 1362 nucleotides long. RefSeq names its product carnosine synthase 1-like. Lineage: Eukaryota; Metazoa; Brachiopoda; Lingulata; Lingulida; Lingulidae. The record is from RefSeq and is a predicted model, not a curated record.
AUGGUCAACCGUAGUCAGCGGUUCCUUCUUCGAGAAAAGCAAAUCCUUCUCAUUGGCGGAGGAAAAAAUAAAAAGUUUGUUUGGGAGGCUGCCAAGAAUUACCUUGUUAAGAUAAUUUUGAUUGACCCGGAUCAUAAUCACAGUGCAGCCACCAGUGUAUACAAGUUUAUCCAAUGUGAUAUAGAAGACCACAGCCGCGAUGAAGAAAAUGCAGAGAAAAUUGUCCACCUACUGCGCACACAAGGCCUAGCCGUAGACGGAUGCAUGACAGUUAUUGACGAAUACGUUCCUCUGACGGCUUUGUUGUGCGAAGCACUAUGUCUGCUUGGUAAUAGGCCCGAAGCUUCAAGAAAGACUAAGAAAAAAAGUCUUACCCAAAAUGUUUUAGUGGAAUCUGCAAUCAGGAGCUCUCCUCUGCCAAACCCUAAACUGAAUGCAGUCACGAUACACGAAAUUGUCCAACCCGAAGAUGUGAAGGGAUCAUCAAAUAUUCUUCAGUAUCCGGCAAUUUUGAAGCCAGAAUACGGGUCAAGUUCUCUUGGAGUAUACCUUGUCAAAGACGAGACAGAAUGUCUGAAGUCCUUCAACACCGUUCAGAAAACCUUAAAAGCUAAGGAUGAAAAGGCGUUAGCAUUUGGAUACGGCAACGAAAUGCUCCUAGCUGAGUAUGCACUGGGAACUAAGCAUGGAGUCGAUAUCGUCAUGUUUCGAGGAAUGAUUUUAGCGGCAUUCAUCUCUGAUUGUGGACCUACCCGCUUUCCUCGCUUUUUGGAGACUUCAUCAUGUAUGCCAACAAGUUUAACCCUUGACAAGCAACGACAGCUGGUAACGGCCACACAGCAGUGUGUUAGAGCAGUUGGUCUCACUGAUGGUGUGUAUGAUAUUGAGUUUAAAAUGACACCCAUGGGGCCAAAACUGAUUGAGAUCAACGGAAGAAUGGCAGGAUACAAUCAUAGGGACUGGAUACUCGCCGUCUUUGAUACAGAUAUCCUUUUCCUUAAUUUCUUAAUUGCAUGUGGGAUAUUACCCAGCGUCCGGCCAUUGGAGCCAAGGUGCCAGCUGAUAGGGGUCAUGUGUACCACAACAGCCCACGCCAAGGCACUAUCGCGGCCGGGCAUUGCUACACUGGAGAUUCUAGCCGAGGCUCAUGAAGAAGGAGAAAUACUUUUCUUUCCAAGGGAGUCCAAGUUGAAAGAAAAUGAGCCCUUUGAGAACCUGUUAUGCCAGGUAGUUGUUAAGGCGGCGUCUAUCAAUGAGGGGAAGGAAAAGCUGUUAGCUGUUUGCAGGAAAUAUGGGAUAGACAACCAACAGUAUCCAGUGGAGCGCUUUCUGUCCCCUUUCCUGGAGUUGUCCCGGCAAUGA